Owenia fusiformis is the source of this 1139-nucleotide messenger RNA. The record is from the annotation of a GenBank genome assembly. NCBI's taxonomy places the organism in Eukaryota, Metazoa, Annelida, Polychaeta, Sabellida, Oweniidae.
UAAUUGAACUUCCGGUUGAAAAAUAGAGAAAAUAAUUUUCGUAAUUAUUAUUGUUUAUUUCAAUACAAUGGCUGUUUCGAGCGUCCAUUUACAGUCUGAUGCAUAUUUAGUAUGCCUUACACACGCUUUGUCAACGGAAAGGGAAGAAAUAAUGGGGCUACUUAUUGGAGAGAUUGAUGAAAAUAGGGUGUCUCACGUGUCAGCCGUAGUGGUGUUACGUCGAUCAGAUAAACAGCCGGACAGAGUUGAGAUCUCACCUGAACAACUCUCAGCUGCAGCAAGUCAAGCAGAGAUGUUGGGGCAGGAAUUGAAACGACCAAUGAGAGUCCUCGGAUGGUACCACUCCCAUCCUCACAUUACAGUAUGGCCUUCACAUGUUGAUUGUAGGACACAAGCAAUGUACCAGAUGUUGGACGAAGGCUUCAUAGGGCUUAUCUUCAGUGUGUUCAAUGAUGAUAAAAAUUCAAAAAAAUCCACGUGUCAGGUCACAUGUUUCCAGUCAACCAAUCAGAGUCCAGAAGGAGAACCUCCGCAAUAUACUAGGAUAGAAGUUCCACUACACAUUGUACCAAGAUAUUCCAUAGAAACACCUUGCCUUAACUCUCUUAUACAACUACCCCAGAUCCUUUGCCAAGAAGAACAAGAAGCAUACGAAAAGACUCUCUCACAUGACUUAGAUCUGUUAACAAGAUUACAUAAUGGGGCAGUAUACAGUAAAUCACUUUGUGGAAUCCUAGAAGUCAUGGGCGCACCUACAAUGCAAGCUUUAGAAUCACGGCAACAGAGAAAUAAGCAAAAGAUACAACAGUUGCAGCAAGAGAAAGAAAAAUUAUUGAGACUUUUGAAACCAAAAGUGAGGACUCCAACAAAAACUACAAGGAUAUGAUACAUCAAACAGGGGACUCAUAGAAAGCGUGACCCGAAAUCCUUCCCAUGGACUAGUCAGAGUAACCCAGGCCUGUAGCCAGGGGUAGCGGAUGCUUUCUUCGCUCCCCCUCCCCUAGUCAAAAAUUCCUUCAAAAUCAUGCAGUUUUCACCAUUGUGAGCUCUUUUUGCAUGAUUUUUUGGGCAAAACUGUCGAAAAGCCCCGUCCCCCUUGGCAAACCUGUAACCUCUGGGUGUACCACUACAGAUUGCAA